AUCCUGUUUCCCUUCCCAGCCUCCCACUUCAACAUUCAACUUUGCCCACUUUGCCAGUUGCCACUUUUAUAUUCGGUGUUUUUAUUGUUAGUUGUGCGGUUGUCUGCUGGUGGUACGUCACUGCGUUGUUUGUUUAGCCAGUUAGUCGAAGAUAAUAGUUUGGUCGGUGACGAAUUCGGAGUUUCGCGGUUUGUGGUAAUUCGCUGGAUGGUCGCUUGACUCAGAAUGCCCUUGUUUUUGACAGUGUCAAAUCGUAGUCAAAAUUUGGCGAUCAGUGCGUGCAAAGUGCGUACAGUGUACGGUGAAGCAACUUGAUGUACACAAGAUUGGCUCACUUCUUUUUUCCAAAAAAGCUAUUUCCUGAAUUAGCCACAUCGUGCCGUUACACAAUUAUGUGUUUUAGAUAACAAAAGUACAUGUAGGUAGAGACCAUGUCUCAGAGAAUCCUUCGUUGGUGAGGAGAGAGGGAAAUGAGCCUGUGUGACCCAUAUCAAGAGCUAGAGCUCUAUCUCGAACGGGCUAAAAAAGAAAUAACGCAAGUUUUUGAAAAUGGAACUCUUGAAUCGAAUUCUAAGUCAGCUCUCGAAGAGGAUGUUACCAAAAAUGAUAAAGUCGAAUAUGAAUUAGAUCCUUUCCUUGUACAGUUUAAUGCUACAAUAAAGUCAGAUUUGACGGAGUUACUGUCUAGAUAUAUAGAAAAACCAAAUGAAAAUGAAGUCGGUUAUGCUAUCGUCGACAAGAAACUUAACGACGUCGACGACGUUAAAUGGACUUUUGAAAAUCUUCCUUCAUUUAAUAAGGGUAGUGAUAUUUACAAUAACGACAGCGAGGACAAGUCUUUGUUGAGCGAAAAACUCUACAAUGGAUCCAGUUUUGAAUCAUUAUUAGGUUCCGUAAUCGUAUCCGAAAAUCGAAUAAAUGCAGCAACGCAAACAUCCCCCUCGUUAUCGCCAACGUCCAGUAAUUUAACGUGGGCAUCCGAAUGUUCAUCAUCCCCUUGCCUGACAUGUACGUCCGACAGCGAUUUAAUCGAUGAGGAUUCCCACUCGGCUUCGUCGGACGGAAAAGGGCAGUUUUUGUCUACGUGGAGUUAUAAACCAAAUUGGCAACAAAUCCUAAGUACAAAGUCUUCCUCGGCACCUGUUUUGAAGAAGGUGCCCAUCAAGGUGAGCAAACAAUCCCGAUCACAGUCGGAUCGACACCUGGCUGAAAUUGAAGCCGCGGAAGCAUGCAAGUGGUUACGAGCCACGGGGUUCCCCCAAUAUGCCCAAAUGUACGAAGAUCUCCAGUUUCCUAUCGACCUUUCGCCCGUUGCGCAAGAUCACCCUCUGCUAGAACCCGACGUUUUGAACUCUCUCUUCCGGAGAUUGCAAAUUUUGAACAGUUGUGUCCAUAUACACCAACAGAGGAUAGCACAUCCUAAUACAGACGAAUCCGAAGACGAAUGUUGCGCUUUGAGCGAUAACUGGACAUACCAGACUGACAUCAGGAGGUGGUCGCGGGCUUGCAAAAAUCAACCACCCGAACCCGACAAAAGCCAAGAGAAAGAUGAUGUGUUUGAACAAUGUACGGAAAGCCCUAAAGACAAGUUACGCAGAGCGGGUUCCACGAAAUUCCGGCGACGACGAAGAGAUGGCGUCAUUAUUAGCGAAGGUGGAUCACCGCUACUAGACUCUCUCACGCAUCAGUUAGCUGACCUAAAAACAUGUGAAUUAAAUCACAUAUCGGAUUCAGAAUGCACGCCGAAGCGGAGCCAGAGAACAAAAUCAUUCGAUAAUACAGACGCAUGGCUCAAUCCGCAAGUUCCAUCAGACGACAGAGCUCUAUGGCACGCUUUGCCGCAAGAAGAAGAACUAUCGCCUCAAAAAUCGGUCAAUUUGGAAAAUGGCGGCCCGUCUAUGUACACACUUUCGUGUACCCAGUUGCAAGUUCUAAGAAAACUAGCUCUUCUAAAACUUACCGCUCACAUGGAAAAGCAUUGCCCCUCGCACAGAACUGGCUGGAAUUGGGACUUGCCGAAGUUUAUCCGCAAAAUAAAGGGCCCUGUUUAUAAAGAUAGAUCUGUGUUCGGCGUGCCUCUUACAAUAACGCUUCAAAGAACCGGCCAAUCAAUCCCUAGAAAUAUAGAGGAGGCGCUUCAGUGGUUACAACAAAAUGCAGCUGACCAUGUGGGACUUUUCCGUAAAUCGGGCGUGAAGUCACGUAUCCAGCAACUAAGAAACAUGGUGGAUACCACUUCCGAAAUUCUAAACUAUAACGACCAACAGUCCUACGACGUGGCCGACAUGAUUAAGCAAUAUUUUCGAGAACUGCCCGAAACCUUAUUAACCAAUAAGCUUUCAGAAACUUUUAUUUUGAUCUUUCAAUAUGUACCGCCAUACCUCCGCCGUGAAUCCGUACUAUGUGCCAUUUUAUUAAUGCCAGACGAGCAUAUUGAAGUCCUUCAGUUUCUGCUGCAUUUCUUGCUAAAAAUCGCCGAACAUUCCUCUUCGAAUCAGAUGAAUGAAAGCAAUUUAGCUCUAUGUUUCGCACCGUCUUUAUUCCACUACUCGCAGAGUACUUUCAAACAAAAUUUGGGCUCUCCGCACCCGAAGGAACUUGCGGAAACUAGAGCCGGUCAUGACUGCUUGCUAUACUUCCUAAAAAAUUACAAUACUUUAUUUAAGGUGCCAAAGGAGUUUGUUAACCAGUGUAAAUCAAGCGAAUUCAGGGAAAGCAAAGCUGUAAAAUUGAGUGAAUUGGGUAAAAAUAUGGGUGGAUGGAAAGAGUACUUGAAUGAAUGCCAACUCGCGCUUUUGAAGGAAGUGAAAGAGCGCGGUCGAGGUUGGAUCGUUGUUUCUGGUCAUAAUCCAAAAGUAGAAAUAUCUUAUAAAAAAGUCGCUGACGGUCACCCUCUCCGUUUAUGGAAAGUUUCAGCCGAAGUUGAAGCACCGCCGUUAGAUGUUUUGCACAGAAUUAUCCGAGAACGACAUAUUUGGGAUCCUGACUUGCAUUCAGCUAAGAUCGUCUCUCAGAUUGAUAAAAAUGUUGAGAUCUUCCAAUAUGUUAGACGCAAGAUCGUUCCUCUUCCAAAUGAGGAGUACUGCGUUGUUCGUACCUGGAAAACCGAUUUGCCAAAAGAUAGUUGUUUAAUUAUUGAAACUUCCGUUGAGCAUCAGGAUGCUGCUGCUAUCCCGAAUACCGUGAGGGGGAUCGUCCUAGCGAGUAGAUUUCUCAUAGAACCUUGCGGAUCUGGACGAUCAAAAUUACUACAUCUUUCAAGAGUUGAUGCAAUGGGUAAAACGCCGGAAUGGUAUCAAAAAAAUCAUGGACAUCUGUGUGCCCUUUUUGUUGCGAAUAUCGUAAGUUCAUUUUACCACGUUGCUGUAGGACCAGAAAGUAAGGUAUAAAGCCAAAGAUGUAAAUAAUAAUGUUGCUAAAUUUAAUAAUUAUAUUUUUAUAUGAAGUAAUAUUAUUAUUAUAUCAGACACAUGUUGCAGUUAAUGAUAAACAGUUAUUAGUACCUACGUCAGAUUAAGUUGUUUUUUAUAUUAUUGAGCAUUCACACUAGUUAAGUUUCAUAUCGUACAUAUUAUAGGACAAGUUGGCACUUGCCAUUACGAAUUGGUCGCUAAAAAUUCGCUCACUGCUUUAAGUUCGCUGGUCAAGUCGUAAGUUAAUAACUUUCAUUAGCACCAUUAUUUUUCUAAUUUUUUAACGUAAAUUCUAAUUUAAGCUAAUUUCACAUAAUUUGUAAUUCGUACAAGGUGCCAGUUUUUCUGUAAUAUAUAUUUUAUUUUUAUUAUACAUAUUUGUACAAACUCUACACUGGGUACGCUUAACUGGUGAUAUUUUAAUCUUAUAUGAUUAGAGGGAUAUAGAUACAUGUGUAUUAUCGUUGUAUAACUAAAAACGGACACGACUACGCUUAUCAGUUGUUAUCGCCUCAAAUACAGGGUGGCAAAAAUUAAAAUGCGGUUAAACGCCAGACUUGUUUCUCACCAUGUUGAAUUUGUUUCAUAGUCGUCACUUUUAAAUUUAAGUACAAACUAUAACAAAUAACCAUUUUUAGACUAUCCAUGUAGAAUAUGCUAUUAUAACUAUAUAGGUUUACGGGUAUUAUCAUCCUAGAUGUGUAAUUUAUACGCAUUUAUUACUACAGCUUCACCAUGGCUCAGUGUAGAGUCUCGUUAAUCGUAAGUAUAUUUAGUUACCAUAACCACAUCUAAUACCUUUAUCACACAUUUCAACUGGGUGAGAUCAAGCUUGUCAAUGUUUAUGCUAGUCAGACAAAUUGUUUUUAGUCUUAUAUAUUAGGUAAUAUAUUUUUCCAUUAAUACAGGCCAGUAUUGUAAACUUUCCUAUUGUAAAUUCAGAAAAUAACACAAUGUAACGUACAGACCACAUAAACUUAUAUAUUCUA
This is a messenger RNA of Zophobas morio, 4402 nucleotides long. RefSeq names its product crossveinless c (gene Cv-c). Gene Ontology annotation, molecular function: lipid binding; GTPase activator activity. Gene Ontology annotation, biological process: actin cytoskeleton organization; signal transduction; regulation of Rho protein signal transduction. Lineage: Eukaryota; Metazoa; Arthropoda; Insecta; Coleoptera; Tenebrionidae. The transcript has 14 exons. The record is from RefSeq and is a predicted model, not a curated record. Bases 471 to 3389 code for a protein of 972 amino acids.